AUGGAGGAGCAAAAUAGCAAGAGCAACCAAAUUCCCCAUUUAGCUUCUUACAAAUUAGCCAAACUGCUACAUGACUGUGAGAUUGAGAAGAAGGCGCUGGCUGCUCAAGUUGAGGAGCUGAAGGCUCAACUGUUAACUGCCAAGUCUCACGUCGAGAACAGCCGAGAAAAAAAACCCAGACUUGCUGCCAAUCUGCAGGCGCAACGAACUGAGAUGGAACAACUGCAGAGGGAAAAUAUCAAAAUAUCUUCCCAUAAUGCCAGAGGAAACCGUCCAAAACAGCAGAGAGGGAGACGCAGCAAUGCAAAGAUGUUAAGCUAUCCACAAGAAAGGCUGAUGGAAGAACUGACUGAGAGCAAAAUCGGGAAUGUCUUGAGCAACUCGAGGAUUCUGACAGACCUGGAAGAUUUAAAAGUUGCCUACAAAAUGGAGAAAGAAAAGAACGUGGCCCUUCAGCAGGAGCUGGAGCAAACUCAGAAGUAUCUCCUGCAUGAAGAUAGAUUUCAUGCAGAGAAAGCGUUAACAGACCUGUUUCUGAUCAGGAAGCUAAAGGCUGUCAUAGAGGAGCAGCAGAACAAUGUCUCUGACAUGAGGCCGCUGCUUAGCUCUGCUGGGGACAGUGAAGGUCUGACCUCUGGGCAGGACCCUCUCCAGCUGCAGAAGGAGGAUUUGAAGACCACUCAGGAAGAAAACGGCGCUGUGUUUAACACACAGGUCUCCAAGCUUCCAUCAGACUCUGCUUCCUCAAAGGGACUUCCAACAAAAACCAGGAACGCAUCGAUGAGGAAAACCUUACACCGCUUCCUGGGAUGGAAAAAAACUGGAGAAGAAUACGACAAAACCAAGUCCUGCUGA
Messenger RNA from Cyprinodon tularosa, 855 nucleotides. RefSeq names its product myosin-9-like. The transcript has 2 exons. The record is from RefSeq and is a predicted model, not a curated record. The coding region runs from base 1 to 855 and encodes 284 amino acids. NCBI's taxonomy places the organism in Eukaryota, Metazoa, Chordata, Actinopteri, Cyprinodontiformes, Cyprinodontidae.